Molecule: messenger RNA, 2811 nt
Organism: Parascedosporium putredinis
Lineage: Eukaryota; Fungi; Ascomycota; Sordariomycetes; Microascales; Microascaceae
Source: the annotation of a GenBank genome assembly
AUGCCGCCCGAGGUUAGCCGCGAGGUCUCGACUUCCGAGGCCACGCGGUGGGCGAGCAGUAUCGGAAUCCCCGUCACCAUGGAGACAAGCGCUUUCACGGGAGACAACGUCGACGAGAUAUUCGGCCGGCUAGCACGCAUGAUCCUCACAAAGAUCGAGCUCGGCGAGAUCGACCCCGACGACCCCAUGAGCGGCAUCCAGUACGGUGAUAACUACGGCGGCGGCUGGAACGCCGGCGCCAGUGACGGAGCGAGCAUCAAGAGUUCCAUGACGGGCGGGACCAUUGACGACAUUGGCGCUGGCGCCAGGAGGAGGCGGAAGACCUCGUCCGGCUUCCGAGGGUGGCACUUCAAGCAGGUCGACAAAGAAUCCUCCGAGUACCUCCCCGUCGCCCAGUUCCCUACAAACGUGCAUCUCGACCUCCUCCACCACAAGCUCAUCCCCGACCCCUUCAUUGGAAAAAAUGAGCUUGAGGUUCAAUGGGUCGGCGAGGCCGUGUGGUCGUACCGUACCACCUUUGCUUCUCCUGCCGACGUGCCCGAGGGCGCCCAGAUUAUCCUCGCUUUUGAUGGCCUGGAUACCUUUGCGACAGUGAAGCUCAACGGUGAAGUUAUCCUCGAGACGGAAAACAUGUUUAUCCCCGAGAGAGUCGAUGUCACGGGCAAGCUCAAGACCGAAGCCGACAAUGAGCUUGAAAUUACGUUUGACAGCGCCUACCUGAGGGGCUGCCAACUCGUUGACAAGCACCAUGAGCAUAAAUGGGGCUGCUGGAAUGGUGAUGUAUCCAGGUUGGCUGUGCGCAAAGCUCAAUAUCACUGGGGAUGGGAUUGGGGCCCGACUCUCAUGACAUGUGGCCCGUGGAGGCCCAUCAACAUCGAGGUCUAUGACUCAAGGAUAGAAGAUCUCUUCUUUGAGACCGAGGUUGACCCUGAGACGAAGACGGCAAAGGUCACCGCAAUUGCCCGCACUGAGGGUCCCGCAUCCAAGGUCCGCUUCGAUAUCUCUUUCGACGGCGCGUCCGUCGCCUCCGAGACUGCUGAAGCAAUUGCCGGCAUCGAUACCAAGGUAGACUUUACCAUCAACGAUGCCAAGCUGUGGUACCCCAUCCGCUACGGUGAACAGCCCCUUUACGCCAUCACCGCCACUCUUCUCGCCAACGAUAACGAGGUGGAUACUCUCUCGAAGCGGACAGGCUUCCGAAAGGCAGAACUCGUCCAGCAGCCCCUCGAAGAGCAGCCAGGAACCAGCUUCUUCUUCCGGAUCAACGGAAUUCCCGUCUUUUGCGGCGGAAGCGACUGGAUCCCCGCUGAUAACUUUAUUCCCCGCAUCACACGCGAAAGCUACCGGAACUGGAUUCGAUUACUCGCCGACGGCAACCAAUUCAUGGUCCGUGUUUGGGGAGGCGGUAUCUACGAGGAAGCAGCCUUUUAUGAGGCCUGCGACGAGUUUGGUGUUCUUGUCUGGCAGGACUUUAUGUUUGGCUGUGGCAACUACCCUGCCUGGCCCGAGUUGCUCAAAUCGAUUGAGCGUGAGGCCACUGCCAAUGUUAAACUUCUCCGACACCACCCCUCCAUCGUUAUCUGGGCUGGCAACAACGAGGACUACCAAUACCAAGAAAGCGAGAACCUCACCUACGACUUCGACAACAAGGAUGCCGAGAGCUGGCUCAAGACAGACUUCCCCGCCCGCUACAUCUACGAAAAGAUCCUCGAUGACGUCUGCAAAGAGCAUAUUCCUGGCACCUUUUACCAUUAUGGUAGCCCCUGGGGCGGCAAGGAUACCCGAGACCCCACAGUCGGUGAUAUUCACCAAUGGAACGUCUGGCACGGUACGCAAGAAAAGUACCAAAACUUCGAUACCCUUGUCGGCCGUUUCGUUUCCGAGUUCGGUAUGCAGGCCUUUCCCUCGGUCAAGACCAUUGACCAAUACCUGCCACUCGGUCGAGACGACCCCGACCGCUACCCUCAGUCAUCCACGGUUGACUUCCACAACAAGGCGGACGGUCAUGAGCGCCGCAUCGCGCUUUACCUCCUGAUGCAAGCCGAAUGUCUCGCGUCGGCCUACCGCCUCUGGAAGCGGCAGUGGAAGGGACCCAACCGCGAAUACUGUGGCGGCGCCCUCGUAUGGCAGAUUAACGACUGCUGGCCCGUCACUAGCUGGUCUAUCUGUGACUACUAUCUCCGCCCCAAGCACGCCUACUACACGGUCAAGCGCGAGAUGGCCUCCCUUAGCGUCGGCAUCACCCGCCGCGAGCACCGCCACCCGCGCGAUAAGCACACCCGCGUGUAUAUUGACACCAAGACCCAGAUCGAGAUUUGGGGAUCCAACCUUGCUCUGGAGGACAUCACUGUUGACUGCGUCGUCAAGGCCUGGAACGUUGAAACUGGCGAGGAGACGUACAACGAGACGACGCACAAGGACCUUGUCCUCCCCGCCAACCGAUCAACGGAGAUUGUCGCUCUCGACGUGCCCGUCAAGAACAAGGGUGAUGAGGCGCGGACGGUGGUCGCGGCUUAUCUUUACCGGGGAGAGGAGAAAUUGGCGCGCUACGUCAACUGGCCGGAACCCCUCAAGUACCUGCACCUGCAGAAGCCCAAGGAGCUCGUUGCCAAAGUAGUAGAGGGUGGGGCCAAGGUAGAGAUUAGCGCCGAAGUGCCUGUCAAAGCCGUGGCGUUGGAGACUGAGGAUGAUGCUGUUGUGUUUGAAGAUAACCUUGUAGAUAUAGUGCCUGGGGAGGUUGUCACCAUUGUCGCUAACGGUGUUAGUGAGGGGACGGUGAUCACGACAAGGUAUCUCAGCAUGUUGAGCUAG